UAAAAAUUGUGAGAGAUUAAAGUUAUUAAAAAUUAAACAGAUUUGUGACAAAUACCAUAAUUUUUUUAUAUGUUCUAAGCGUUUAAGGAUAUAGUAUUAGAUUUGGGAAAAGCAAAAAACGUGUGUAAGCACAACUAAGAAAAUGUCCCGCUUACAAGCGCCGGAGGAUAGAAGCGCCUCACCCGAUCUUAGCGAUUUUGAUAUAAGUGGAUUCCUUAUUUCGCAAUUUGGCUCGUCACUUGAAGAAAAAGAGUGGCAAAGUGAAUUGCCAGAUGAUAUCCCGAUUGACGGUGAAGAAUCAAUCAUCACAGAUGUUUUUGAUUCAGAAGUUGAUGCACAAGAAACAGACACCAUGACUAAUGUGCCUACAGUAUCUCCAACAACUACAACAAAGGAUGGUUCAGAUAAAAUAUUUAAAUAUUCUCCAUACACAAACAAAAGUUCCUCAAUAUCUGAGCAACUACUAGAAGUAAAACCAGAAACUCUUUCAGAAUAUGAUCACAAAUCAGAUUCCCAACCUGAGAUCGAACAUGAACAACAAUGUAACAUAGAAGAAGAACAUGAAACUGAGCAGGAACAUAACACAGAACAGGAAUUGGAUACAAAUAUACAGUCUUUAGCAAAACUAUUUGAAACAAUAACAAUAACUACUAGUGACUUAGCCGAACCAACAAGCUUUACAGAUUUAUCCUUAGUAUCUCUUACGAAAAGUUCAGAGACGUCUAUAAAUGACGAAGAUGGUGUUAAUACAAUUCAGCUGGAUACACUGGAAGAAGUACAUGAAAAGAUACCAGAGGAGGUUCCAGAAAAGUACGAAAGUAAACUAUCAGAAACAAAUAUGUGUUAUAUAAAUGAUAUGAGUAGUUCCAGUUCGGGAAAAUUGAUAAUGAAUGAAGAUAAAGAUCAGGAAUUUUUUAAAGCAGUAACAACGCAUUCUGAAAAAGGAAUUAUAAAGCCAAAAAAAAUUGGUCCCACUUCAGGUACAAUAUCUAACCAAUCAACUGAAACAAGUUUAAGUUUCUCAAAGGAAACAGAGCAAAUGUCCAAUGUAGUAGAAGAUAAAGAUAUUAAAGAAUAUAUUAUUGGCCGCAAGAUACAGAAACUGCAAAAGGAAAUCGACCCGCUUUUAGAAAAAGAUAAAAACUCCUCUUCAAAAAAUGAUGUGCGUGGUCGAAUUGAAGAAGGACAAAUAGUAAGAAAAAGAAAGAAGCAAGGAUUAAUCACAUCGGUCAACAAUGAACAAAGUCUUUUAAAAAGGAGAAGAGUAGAUAAAAUUGAUUUUUUAUGGGAUAACGAGCUUAAAGUAAGUAACACAACUACUGAUGAAUGUGAACAUUUAUCAAAAUUUGGCAAUGAGGAGAAACAAAGCAUUUCAAUAAACAACAUUAAAUCGGAAAAGCUGUGUAAUACAGAGAAUAAUGCUGAGUUUAUGGACCUUGAAAAUAUUAUUAUGACGGAAACGAAAAAGUGGGGACAUCGUGAACCGCACAAACGUAGAAAAGUUUUGAAUUCAGUUAAUACUAAUUCAGAAUUGGAUACCAUCGUGAAUAAUGAAAACUUAACUAAAACUGGUUCACCCAUAUUGGUUUCUCAAGUAGGGAGUAUAGUAAAAGGUGAGUGUGGCGUAGAGGAGGAUCAAGAUAAAAAUAAAGAAGAGCAAAAUGAAUCACAAGUGGGUACCAGUGUUGAAGAAAAAUUCAUUCAAAUAAACGAUAUUAACAAUUGUUCAGUUAAUGUAAACGUCACACAGAAUUACAAGCAAUCAAUAGAAAAUUUAGAAGAAAGUAGUAAUGUUUCAGUUUAUACAAGUGAUCUAGAUCCACAUUUGCCAGAGGGCAACCAAACCAAAACUGAGAAACAUCAAGUUCCGGUGAUUAAAACACCUGAACCUGUAGAUGAGAAAUCUGUUGAAAUUAGUACAACUAUUGACACUGAAGAGACAUUAGAAACAAAACAAAAUCCUCAAAUGCCUAGCAAAGCUUCGGAAAAGAAUGAUUUUAAAUCUUCAAAUGAAUCCGUUCAGACUGAAGAAGUACCUUCAUUAAAUAUUAAAAGCACUCCAAAACCAAAAGCAGCAUCUAAUUGGGAACAUUUUUAUACACAAAAAGCCGACGAUGAUGCUCUGAUAGUAUGUCGGCAUUCUAAUAAUUCUUACUCCAGAACCGAUUUAAAUAAUUUAAGUUUAGACAUCACAGAUACGCCGAAUAAUAACGAUAUAAACUCAGCCAGUACGACCGCUAUAUCUGAAAAUUCUUUAGUUAUAAAUUCUUCAUCUGCCACAGCCUCCUCAAUAAAGUCGACUCCUGUAAGUGAAGCAAUAGCGAAAAAUAAUAAAGCCAUGAAAUCGAAUAUAACAAAUAAAAUAUCAGAAACCGGGGCAGAAACAACAACAAAUGUAAAAACAAUAAAAUCAAAUAGAACUAAAAAACGCGUCGUUAUGGUGGAACCGGGUCCAAGUACGGAUCAAAAUUCAGCCGAAAAUAAAGAUAAUUCACUUAAAUUCCCAAAACCCCAAAUAAGAAAAUUAAAUAAAAAACCAGAUCAUCGAAGAAAGAAUGCGGUUCUUACUCCAGACGUCACACCGAAAACAACAGCAACUCCGGUUUUGGCAUCUCCAGUUUCGGCAGAAAAAACAAAAGUUCGAAACAAACCAGGACAGAAGAAAGGUAAAUCUGGAACUAAUAUUUCUUCGACUGAUGUAAAGAACGUUAAACGUCCCGCUAAAAAAGAAUAUAGUGAAAAUAACAGAAGUGAAGUGAAGCCUCUUGGCUUAAAAGAUGCUGCAACGAAACAAUUGCAAAAUGAAACCUCGGAAGAAGUGAAAACUUCAGCAAAAAAAAAUAAAGAUACGACUGAAGCAAAAAAUACGACUAAAGUGUUAUCGAAAGGAACACCUACGAAAACACCACCAGUAACAAAAAUGGAUAAGCCAACUGUAGCUAAAAAUGGAAUGCAAGCAAAACCACCAGUAAUACCUCAUGAUGUAGAAAUAAAAAAAACACUUAAUGUGGCACAAAUUAUAUUUAGUACCCAUAAGGCAAGACAACCCCAUACAUUUACGGCACAGAUGAUGACUAAGUUGGUAGAAAUAUUAAAAGGGCUAAUUGUGGAUAAAAAGUGCAAUUGUGUAUUGAUACUUUCAGACGGUCCGAAUUUUUGCCAUGGAGUAGAUUUCACUGCCCUGACACAUCCUGUUAUAGAAAGACGCCGUGAAGCGGCGCAUAAUUUAGCGAAAGCAACAAAAGAUUAUUUAUAUACGUUACUCACAUUUCCGAAACCUAUUAUUGCCGGUGUUCGUGGUUCUAAUGUUGGUCUAGGUGUGACACAACUGCCACUUUUUGAUGUUGUUAUUAGCACUAAUAAAGCUACUUAUGAAGCUCCAUAUGCUAAAAUCGGACAGUUACCUGAAGGUUAUUGCAUUUGGAAUAACUUACCCAAAAUCAGGGGAAACUUUAGAACGAAAUUGUUCUUUAAUUGUGAUAAACUACACUCUACUGAGGCUCUUUUAUCGGGUUUGGUUAGUAAAUUUUCAUCCACAAAUGAUCUGAAUGAAGUUGCUUUAGAAGAAGCUAAGAAAAUAGCUGCAUUCUCACCAGAGAUGUCUACGGCAAUGAAGAGGACAGUAGUUCUUAAUAAUUUAAAAGCUGUUGGGACGCAAUUGGACGCAGAAUUCGACACGAUCAUUGAGCAAUGGUGCUCAGACAAAUGCUUUGAAAGCUUCAGGAAAUAUAUAGAAACGGGUCAUUUCUGAUUAAAUCACUUUUUUGCAUAUAUAUACUUAAUUUUAAAUAUAUAUCAUACUUAAUUUUAAAGCUAAAUUGCUAUACUAAAGUAAA
Teleopsis dalmanni is the source of this 3836-nucleotide messenger RNA. RefSeq lists its product as uncharacterized. The transcript has 8 exons. The record is from RefSeq and is a predicted model, not a curated record. Lineage: Eukaryota; Metazoa; Arthropoda; Insecta; Diptera; Diopsidae. The coding region runs from base 143 to 3751 and encodes 1202 amino acids.